Molecule: messenger RNA, 918 nt
Organism: Paramecium tetraurelia
Lineage: Eukaryota; Ciliophora; Oligohymenophorea; Peniculida; Parameciidae
Exons: 4
Source: RefSeq, a predicted model, not a curated record
AUGUCAGAAAAGUUCAUUACAAAAAAACAGAAAAAUGAAGGCAAGGCUAAAUCUUAAAAUUAGAAAACAAGGUUUCUGAACGACAAGGAAGAAAGUGAGUAGCCUGCUCAGAUGAGAAAUGCAUAACGGUUUUUUCGAAAACCAAAGGCAACUUAGGAGAUGAUUACACUUCCUCAGCCAUCUAUCCAGUAUGCUCAUCCAGUAAUUAAUAUAAAAUUUAACUCUUUUUAGUAUGUUCCAAAACCAAUUCCCGUACCUGAAGCAAUCAAAUAGAUAGACAAGAAAAUUAAGGCUUAUCGCAGAUUGAUGGAGAGGGAGAGACAAGAGAAAUUGCAGCGAGAACAACAAGAGAUGCAGAGAUUAAACGAGUAAGAGGAGGAUCAAAAAAGAGCCAUAGAUUUUAUGACAAACCCCUAGAUAAUUGAUUAAUAAGAGCCAGAGUAAGAGCAAGAAGAGGAUGAAUAAGACUUGCUAUCUGAGGAACCAAGAGUCGAAGCUCAGUAACCGAUAUCAAUCAGCGAGAAGGUUUCAUAUUCUGAGGCAGUAAAAAAGAGAGAAUAGAUCUACGAUCACACACUUCAAAGGAUGUAUGAAAAAAGAUAAAACCCAGUGUUGUUUGCAAAAUUUAAGAAGAAGCCUCCCAUUUUGAACAUCACAUCGAAAAAUAAGAUAUCAAAGGGGAAUGGAAGGAUGGAUCCCGAAGAGCAUAAGUUGAGAGUGUAUAAUAGGGAAAAUGUGCCUACAAUGCCAGAUUUGAUAAUUCCCUCGUUCACAAUAAAGAAGGAUCAGAUGGCUAAAAACAUCUUGGCAUAUUUAAAAGAAUAUACUCCACUAUUUCGGGGAUAUAAAAAUUACGAAUAUCCAAAAUGUGUGCAAAACAUCCUCUAGGAAGAGAUAGACUCACUGCCUCAAUAAUGA